AUGGCGGCUGCACCCGUCAGGCAGCGCUCCGGGCCGGGGGGACCACGGGCGCAGCUCCCUCCCUGCUACUAUGAAGGAUACCUGGAGAAGCGAGGACCGAAAGAAAAGGCGUCCAGGCGACUGUGGACCUGUCUGUGCGGGAACUCUUUGUAUUUCUUCAAUAAUGCCAAGGACAGUCAUUAUGUGGAGAAGCUGGACCUCAGUGGGUUUGUGUCCCUGAAGGACGACUGCAGCCGGGACAGAAACCUGGAGGCAGCCAGACUCAUCCUACGCAUGAAGGAUGGAGAGACCAAACUCACAGCACCUAACUUGGAAUCAAGGGAGCUGUGGAAAGGUUUCCUCUACUCCGUUGUAGAUCUGAAUGUGCCGUCCUGUCUCACGUUGCUGCCGGGCCAGCUGCAGAUGCUGAGGGAGAUGGUGGACAAAGAAAGGUCCAGGCGGAGAAAUCGCACUCCCACGCGUGCUCCUCCCUCGCCCCUCUCCGUGCCUUUAGUAGGAGAGAUCCCCCCGUGUUUUCGACCGGUGUCACGAACAGAGGCUGAAGUCCUUCUAGAGAGACACCCAGACUGUGGCAACAUGUUGCUGCGUCCAGGCAGAGAUGGAUGCUCAUUGGCUGUCACCACUAGGCAGGACCUCAAUGGGUCGGUGUUCAGACAUUACCGUGUGACGCAGAGGGACCAAGGUGGUUACAUCAUUGAUGUAGAAAAUCCUAUUCCCUGUGCUACACUUCACGAGGUCAUCGACGCUCUGGUAGAGAAAACAGCGGGGACUCUGCAGCCUUUCCUCCUGGAGGAGCCGUACGAAGAGAAUAUCACAUACGUUUCCGCCAAUGAUGAGAACGGAGAAAGGAUCCUCCACACUGCCCCCUCCAGCCCGCUUCCAAAGGCUCCUGCUCUGCCUCCAAAACAGGAUCGUUGGCCCGGCAGCCCCCUGUCCAGGUCUCCCGCCCCUGACCGCCGCAUCCUGACCUCACCAGUGCCGGCCUCGCCCACCAACCCGAUGAGAAGACUCAUCCUCUCCCCUUCGCCUCUCGCACAGACACUCAAUGAGGAACUCAAAAUGAAGCUUGAGAAGAGACGAGUCAGUCAGGAGUGAUUCGUUCAUAAGGAGCAACCUCUUGUCAUAUCAUACUCAAUCUUCGGUGCCAAACUCUUUCUCACCGCAGCUAUGUAUUCAUCCUGUGCCUUCUAGGUGGAAGACAAGGGACUACAAACACCACCGCCUUCCUUUAGGGAGAUACGAAAUGUUGGACUUUGGUGUUUAAACAAACUCUGGUUAGCUCCAUAAAAGCAAAAUUGGCUGGUGAACACUGGAUUAGAUUCAUAAAACCUCAUAACGCCUGCCUUGGUUGGGGUUAAGAGCCACUAGUUCUUUGUCCACUUUCAUAAAGCUGUUUACAAACUGCCUCUGAGCAAAAGAAAUAGUGCCACAAUGAAUGAUCUUCCUUCAGAAGAGAGUCCACACUGAAUAAAUAUGACUGGCAGCUAAAAAAAAUGAUUGGAGAAGCACUAACUCGUUCAGGACCACCAACAGAGCCUGAUGUUUUCUCGUCUGAGCCCAUGUCUGAGUGCUGAGCUGCUGAUUUUACUGCUGCAACACUGGAGAAGAAGAACAAACAAACCACAGACUGCCAAGAUCAACACCGGAGACCUGAGACGCUUUAUCGGCUCUGAAAGUAAAAUCACCAAGGAUUGCUCAGGUUUCAGCUCAGCAAUUCUCUUCACUCACCUCAUCAUGUAACGUUACUGAAAAAAAGAAUGUCUGUCACAGUGGAGCUGGCAAGAAUCUGAAAACUGCACAAUCUCUGCCUGCAGCUCAUGAGUGUUAUUGGUGAUUAAUAAGCAAACAUUGAUGUAUUGUUGAUUCAAUGAUACUGUUAUGGCUCAUUUAUGACUCAACUUAAACCGUACUGUUGGUGCUUAUUUUAAAGUGUUUCCUUAUUCUCUUUUACUGUGUCCGUGCUACUGUUUGAUGAAAUUACUCACUGGUGCUCAGACCUUCCUGGAAACUCCAGGCAAUUUCUGUUCCUAUUCAAGCAGAUGAACUGUAUUCAUAUGUGAGACUGUCCUCUAGUGGAAUGUCUGUCAACUAAAGACAGAAACCUUAUCAGCACACAGUCUUUAGUUGUUAUAACUCAAGUACAAAAACACUUUGCAGACUGAACCAGCCUUUUGGCGUCAAAGUAUUAUACCACUUGUCUACCUUUUAAUAACAACAUUAUAAUUUGUUAUAGGUCUGAAGGUGCUUCAACAUAACAGCAUGUAUUUCAACAUUGACAUUUAUCAUGCCAAUCGGCCAGUAGAUUUGUGUCUGAGUGGCAAACUGUGAUCAACUGACUAAUAAGUGUCCUCUAACGGUGAACAGUUUCUUGUAUGUUUGUACAUGAUUUGUCGUGUCUACUUGAUCGCUAUCAAAGAACAGUGUUUGUAAGAUAU
Messenger RNA from Anoplopoma fimbria (sablefish), 2435 nucleotides. It is a transcript of the gene stap2a, whose product is annotated as signal transducing adaptor family member 2a. The transcript is spliced from 11 exons. Gene Ontology annotation, molecular function: signaling adaptor activity. NCBI's taxonomy places the organism in Eukaryota, Metazoa, Chordata, Actinopteri, Perciformes, Anoplopomatidae. Bases 1 to 1095 code for a protein of 364 amino acids. The record is from RefSeq and is a predicted model, not a curated record.